Rotaria socialis is the source of this 456-nucleotide messenger RNA. Lineage: Eukaryota; Metazoa; Rotifera; Eurotatoria; Philodinida; Philodinidae. The record is from the annotation of a GenBank genome assembly.
AUGCUUCGCUUCAUAUUUUUACACUAUACAGAUAAGACGUUUGCAAUACAAAAGGAUCGUUUAUGUGAAGGAAAUGAUAUACAAGAACAAAUCCAUCAAUUCAAUCAGCAAGAAACAAGUAGAAAAUCAACAACAUUAAAACGCCAUCAUACAAACCAUAGCCAAGUUGAAGAACAACCUUUCUAUGAUAGAAUUGAUGAUGAUGAAAAUGACGAAUAUCCACAAAUUAUGCAUCACAGAGAUAAAAAGAAAAUGAAAGAUAAAGAUGAGAAAUAUGCAACAAGAACAAUAACAAAUUCAAAUUCAUUCCAGGAAAAUACUAAUAUUAACAAUUCCAAUCGACCACAAUCCAAAAGAUCAGGACCAUCUCAACCACAUCAACAUCAACCACAAGCAGUAACAAUUAGUAAUAAUAAUAAUUUGAAUGGUAAUAAUCAAAUAAAAGUAUCACAUUAA